This is a messenger RNA of Daphnia pulicaria, 962 nucleotides long. RefSeq lists its product as uncharacterized. The record is from RefSeq and is a predicted model, not a curated record. The transcript is spliced from 3 exons. The coding region runs from base 161 to 511 and encodes 116 amino acids. NCBI's taxonomy places the organism in Eukaryota, Metazoa, Arthropoda, Branchiopoda, Diplostraca, Daphniidae.
ACGAGUCUUUUUCGAUCGGAUCUCUGGUGGGCGUCACGUGACCAGACUAGCAGACUACUCAAUCGUCAAGUCACUCACUAUGCCUCUCAGGUAAGAAACGGUAAUGUUUUGAGCACGCCCUUCUGGAUAUCAACCAGCAAAGGAGUUUUGCCGUGGUGUUAUGGACCGACUCGUCAAAGACAUUGCCACGCCCAGUACCGCUAAAGUUUUCGGGGAAUAUCGAUCCAAUAGUACGACGGUGAGCAAUGCUUGCCUCAACAGCCCUUGCACUCCCUUCUGUGUCCUUAUUCCGGGCGGAUAUCCUUGCUCCUGCCUCGACAGCACGAUCCUGGUUCAAUCUGGUGAAGAACUGUCGUGGGACGUGACUGAGGAACGACCUCAACCGUCUCCUUUUGCGCUGCCCUUGCCAGAAUCUUGGGGUCUGCACCGGCGACGGCCAAGUCCAUUGCCAUGCCCCAACGAUUAUUACGAAGGCGCCCAUUGCGAGACCCACUUGUUGCGCCGUAGUUAACAACAAUCACGAGUUGUACCAGUCGAUUACGAAAUCGUUUGGUACAACAGCAAACUAUUGAGGGUUUAACUUUGGUCUUUUUCAUCAAAUGUUUUGCAACUGAUUUAUUUUCUUACGUGUUUUUAAAAAUUUUGUUUUUCUAAACAAACGAGUAUAAUCCUUUUCUAUGUUUUAUUUGAUUUGAUUUUUUGAUUUUUUAUUUUUUUCAAUUGUUUCAACUCAUAGCCUACGUAAGUUACGUAGGCUAUGUUUCAACUAUAUCGAUAUCUUAACCAUAGCUGAUUGCAAAAUGGCGUCAUCUGCUCAGUUUUCAAACGUGGCUGCCUGGCUGGCGAUAGCUGCAUGAAAAAUGUGUCUCAUUUUAGAUUCUCUUAAAAUAGUUAUUAUUUGAAUUUGAUACGUGCUCCAUGUUGUUUACAGCAGGCAAAUAAAAUCAAGGAUGCAUAUAGAA